Linum trigynum is the source of this 3910-nucleotide messenger RNA. The record is from the annotation of a GenBank genome assembly. NCBI's taxonomy places the organism in Eukaryota, Viridiplantae, Streptophyta, Magnoliopsida, Malpighiales, Linaceae.
UACGAGUCAAAAAGCUUCACAGGUUCUGUAAAAAUAAGAUUGGCCAGAACCCACCAACCCUAAUAGUAAGAUGGAAAGAUCACACUACAUAGAAAGAAAGCCAAAACCCCUUUGGUCUCCAUCUCCCCUGUUUUCCUCCUUCCUUCCCUCAAUCCAAAACAAUCAUAUAAAUUCCCAUAAACAAAUCAACCAUUCAACGAAAAAUUCCAAUCCCACCCUCAUUUCCCCCCAAUAAAUUCAAUCCAAGCACUCAAAAUACCAAAAAUUCGACGCCUUCCUUUUGUUGUUCUGUUCCUAACAGCCUUUUCUUCCCCCCAAGAACAAUAAAAAAAAACCCCCUCUGUUUUCCAACUUUCAGCCAUGGCGCAGCAGAACGAGCUGCCUUUCAGCGAGAACGACUCGCAGGACAUGGUGAUCUACCAGAUGAUGAGCGAAGCCUCCAGCCGCAGUUCGCACCCGAACUCGCUCCACCAUCUCCAGCCUGUCAUCUCCAAGCGCCACUACAGAGGCGUCAGGCGCCGGCCGUGGGGCAAAUACGCCGCCGAGAUCCGCGACUCGGCCCGCCACGGCGCCAGGGUGUGGCUCGGCACGUUCGAGACCGCCGAGGAAGCCGCGCUAGCUUACGAUCGGGCCGCCUUCCGGAUGCGGGGUGCGAAAGCCGUGCUCAAUUUCCGGCCGGAGCUGGCUGCUGCUGCGGCGGCGGAGCCGAUGCAGAGGAUGAUGAAUCACCCCGGGAAGAAAUCCGGCUCCGCGGCGGUGGCGGCGGCUGUGGGUAAUGAUGGUGGGAACAGUAAGGAUGUGAAGCCCGAAUUGAGUUGCGACAAUGGGUCGAUGGGCGCGGCGCAAUCGGAGUCGUCGAGCGGCGAAGGAGGCGGAACAGGGGAGGCUCGAGACAGGGGAGGGGCAGAGGGUUAUUUGAAGAGCUUGCUUCGAGCUUGUUGAUUUCUCCUUACACAUCAGUUUCACAUAUCUUGUUGUGUUAAAUUCAAUAGCAUACAAAAAAUCAUACUUCAUUUGGGAUAUUCUGUCUUCAUUUUGCUAUCAAUUUAGGCUGUGAUCUUUUUGGGUUUUUAUCUUUUGAUUGUACAUAAUGAUAUUUGGUAAGGGUUUUGAUUAGUGAAAUCUAUUUCGACAAUGAAACGAUUUUCGUACAGAUCGAAUUCAAAUUGGAUCGAACGUCUUUACUUUCGUACCUAACAUUUAUGUUCGAUGUUAGACUAGAUCAACGCAAAACAACUGAUCGAAACACCAUAAUAUGAUGUAAGGGUAUGAACGGUUCAAAUUGAGAAGAGAGCAGAGCACUGAAUCUAGAAGGUCCAGAAAUGGCGAAUGUUCUUCCUGGUGUCAUCAAUUGACCCAAGAAAGGGGAAGAAAAGUAAUAGCAGGUUAGGAAGGAAUGAUUUACUUGGUUGGGUUUCCCAAAUCUGCUUUGCCAAAACUGUCAAAAUCAAUUUGGGUUGGCAGUGGAAUUUCUCUGGAUUUGACCCAGAGGACCAGGAUUUUGUCCGGUCAGUGGCAGAGCAAAAACGUUUAAUGGUGGAAACUGCAAAGUGUUAUAACAAUAAAAUUGCGUCUGCCGGGAGUCGAACCCGGGUCUAUUGCUUGGAAGGCAAUUAUCCUAACCGUUGGACUACAAACGCACUUGUUGUAUUUAUUUUAGCCAACUUUGUUUUUAACAGCUGUUAAAUAAACAUUUUUUUAAUAACAAACAAACAAAAAGCAUGGUAAAGGAAACCGUACCGGACAUCAUACCGGAUUCCUUUCUGGUAUGGUAUUUUGUGGUACGACCGUGGUUCAACCGUUUUGUACCGGUAAAUACCGUUUUUCACUAUUGAUAGAGAAAUGAAAUGCGAUAGUAUAAAAAAUAUAAUCCAUCAAAAAAAGAACCAAAUAGAGCAUUAUACAACCACGGUGACCCAUUUUCAACAUAGAAAAAUAGCAAAAUAAUAUUCUUUUUAAUUAUUUUCCACAUAUUGGACGAGAAUACGGAGAAAUGAAGCUGAAUCAUAGACCAGGAAACCGGAUCAUACAGGCCGGUUCAACCGGUUCAACCGGUCAAACCGAAAAAACCGGCCGGCACGGUAAAAUCAGCACAAUCAGCCCACCGUGCUGCUUUUGGUCCAAUUUCCGGUUGAACCGGCCGGUACGAUCCGGUUUCCUGGUCUAUGACAAAAAGUGUUAUUCCUAGGGAUGGCAACAAAACCCGAACCCAUGGGUACCCACCCGACCCAAUCCGGUCAACGCGGGUAAAAUUCGUGUUGACGGGUUUUGGGCCGGGCUUGGGUUUAAACCCGUUCACUAUUCACCGGGUUGGGUUGGAUUUGGGUUUAGGUAAACCCGACCCAUGGGUACCCGCCCACACCCAUAUAAUAAUUUUCUUGGUAUAUUUACUAUUCUAAACAACUAAUCUUAUUUAUGUUUGUGGAGACAUGUCUAAUUUUUUCUUUCUAAUUGUGUAGAAUGAAGUUGAUGUUAUCGAGUGGAGAGCGAAGAAACUUAAUUGAAAGGAAGAAGCUUUCAAUUAAUCAUGUUAUUUAUGGAUAAUUUGUGAUUUGCUUCAAUUUUCUUGAGUUUUCUAGAUUGGUGUUGAACAAUUUGUAUAGUUAAUUUGUGAUUUGCUUGUAUUUUCUAGAAUGGUGUUUUAUAUAUGGAGAAUUUGUAUUGAGAGAUUGAUAUUUGACUUUAAUUUUGAUAGGAACUUGUUGUAGUAAAUUUUUUACGAUAAAAACCCGUGGGUACCCAUGAACCCGUGGAUACCCAGCGGGUUGGGUUGGGUUUGAGUUUUUCAAACCCAAUGGAUUUUACCCCGGGUUUUUUUCACAGAUAAACCCAUGAGUUUGGAUUUGGCAAAACCCGACCCAUUGCCAUCCCUAGUUAUUCCCUGUCUGCUAAUGGAUUGAAUUGAACCCACUUGCCAGGCAACCCAGUCCAGCAGCCAGCCAAAGUAUUUGAAUACAUUUGACGCACGUGGUAAGACAUAUAUGCAAAUAAAUAACCAUCCAAGAAGCAUAGACCACAACGACGUUUUUUUUUUCUUUCUUUCUGUAUAAUCUACAAGUCUACAACCAAUAGCCUAGAAUGUCUGCACCUCAUAUUAAACUGACAACAAAGUCUACUUACGUAAAUGACUAUACGCUUAAACAAAUGGGUUACUCGGAUUCAAACAAAAAAAGACUUCUCGGUUAUAAAAUACUCUGUCACUCUGAUAUCAUGUGAAGAGAUAUUGUUCCUGAUAAAACAGCGAGGAAAACCUUGAGUUUAUUUCCAACUGUUUGUACCUACUAGCUCGAGGCAUGGACAAUAAUGAUUGUUGGUGUGGGGUUGACUCAUGAUCUGUUUGUCUGGUCCCGUCGGGAGGGAAGAAACCUGUGAAAAGUGCUGGGGUUGCCCCCCGGAUUAAGCUCCGACGAUCAGGUUAGUGUAUGUUUGUGGAGAGAGUUGAGAGAAUAGGUAGAGAGAUAAAGUGUAGAGAGAUAGUAGAAAGUGGGAAGUGAGGAGAGAGGAGAAGUCCCUUUCAAUGGGGAGUUUCAUGCCUUUAAAUACUUCGUAGUGGCGUUCGUCCGGAGCACGUUACCGAUUGAGCGCGUCCUUAUUUAGUCCGCGCGUGGAGUAUUUAGUCACACCCCCAACACCAACUAAUUUCGUUUAAUUGUAUAUUCGUCUUUGAAUUCGAUUGUUGUAGUUUGUGAUUGGUACCUAUUAAUGAUUAGUGAAAUGCGAGUAUCUUUUGGCAAAGAAACAAGAAGAUAAAUCGUUUAUAAGGAUAAACUCUAUAAGUCAAUAACACGUGUAUUGAUACAUGCAUCACUAACACAUGUUUUUUAGAAUGUAAAUAAUUAAGAUAUUAACCUAGUUUUAGCACUACAAAGCCCUGUUUGAAUUACGUAUUUAAUCAACGGGAAUAUUAACG